AGGAAAGGGGAAAAGAACAAAUUUGAGUUGGAAGUAAAUACAUACCUUAUCGCUACAGUGCGCUGCAGCCACAUCGCCUGUGACCUCUUAAUUGGCCAUGACACAAAAAUUCGGGCAUUCAACGAUCGCAUCAAGAUGGAGACAAAUCAGGUUCUGCAAUUCCCAGCGCCGAUACAAAAGUGCCGCUGCCUCCAUCACAAAGAAUGGUUGUGCCGAUGCUGCCUCAACAUGAACACAAUAAUUAAUCAAACAAAUAAAAAGUAAAGCUAACCCAUUUGGAAUUCUACCCUUGAGACGACAAAAAUCCAGAAAUCUCGCUGGCUGAGGAAGAACUGCAUAGCACUUUCAUGGCUGAGAGCAGUAGCGCUGCCACUACAGACGUAGAUGACAGCAAAUCAUCAAUAACUCACGUAGCCCAGGACCACCUCUUCUCAAUCUUGCUCCUUCUUCCCGUAGAUUCGAUUCUUUCUUUCUCCAUGACUUGCAGAAGGUUCAGGUCUCUGUCAUGCUCUGGCACUCUCUGGGAAUCUAUCUGCCGGAGGGACUGGGGGAACGCCCCUGUUGACGCCUUAAAGUCUUCUGCAGAAGCCAACCAUCAUCGUCUUCAGCUGCCGUGGAUGAAUCUCUACCAGCAGGUCUAUCGGCUGGAUACUGUAUCUUGCUACCGAUUGCCUCACCCAGACGGCGAAAUGUUGUUUCCACGCCCUAGAGCUUCUCACUCCCUCAAUCUGGUUUCUGAUUGUCUUGUCUUGUUUGGUGGAGGCUGUGAGGGAGGACGUCAUCUUGAUGACACAUGGGUGACAUACAUUAAUAAUGAUUUUCAGAGGACAUUGAAGUGGCAGAGGAUUAGUUCAGGAAUCCCAAAUGGUCGGUUCGGGCAUACUUGUGCUGUUAUUGGUGAUUUUCUCGUCCUCUUUGGAGGGAUCAAUGACCAUGGAGUCCGUCAAAAUGAUACAUGGGUAGGGCAACUAGCACGCCAUGAUACCCUUGGUAUAACAUUGUCAUGGAGGCUUCUUGAUGUGGGUAACAUUGCACCACCUCCACGCGGGGCCCAUGCUGGAUGUUGCAUUGAUAAUAGGAGAUUGGCUAUUCAUGGAGGAAUUGGGUUAUAUGGUCUUAGAUUGGGUGACACAUGGGUUUUAGAUCUCUCCGAGAAUCUUUGUUUUGGAACAUGGCAUGAGAUUGUUGCUCAUCCAUCUCCUCCAGCUCGUUCAGGUCACACUAUGAAUUGUGUUGGGGGAACCCAAACUGUUCUGUUUGGAGGGAGGGGAUUGGGUUAUGAAGUUCUCAAUGAUAUCUGGAUCUUGAAUGAUUCGGAGGGUCAUCUGAAAUGGGUGCAAAUACAAUAUGACUUGCAGAACAUACCUGGAGGACCAUCCCUUGCUCGAGUUGGUCACUCAGCCACACUCAUCAUUGGAGGUCAACUGCUGAUUUAUGGAGGGGAAGACUCAGAUAGACAUAGGAAAGAUGACUUCUGGUUGUUGGAUGUUAGUGCAAUUCUGCCUGCUGAAACACAACAUUUUUCACGUAAGAAGGGUUGUUCGACAAAUAUGUGGAGAAGGCUAAAGACUAAGGGUUUCAAGCCUAGUUGCCGGUCAUUUCAUCAAGCUUGUGUCGAUGAGUCUGGUCGCUGUUUGUAUGUGUUUGGUGGAAUGGUGGAUGGACUACUUCAGCCUGGUGAGUCUUCUGCUCUGAGGUUUGAUGGGGAGCUAUUUCUUGUAGAGCUUAUGCUUCUAUUGUAGAGGAGGGGAAUUACAAGGCUAAGGUCAACUACUUCCCUAGGUCCUAUGUAAUUAGGUGAGUCUUGUGCAUGCUAGUUCCUCAUUUAGGUUCAUUAAUCAAGAGUCUUGUGCAUCCCAGCUCUCUCAUGUCAUGUAGGUCAUUAGCUUGUGUAUUAGUUUUUCCUUGUAGUGAGGUUUAAUCAUAUAAAUAUCUUGCGGCCCAUCCACAGUCCAUGUUGAAGCUAUCUUUCAAGCAUGGUAAUUUAAAAGGUAAAAUGAGAAGGGGGAAGUAAAUUGUUUUAACUACUAA
Malania oleifera is the source of this 2031-nucleotide messenger RNA. Its product is annotated as F-box/kelch-repeat protein At1g51550. Gene Ontology annotation, molecular function: protein binding. The transcript is spliced from 2 exons. Bases 348 to 1742 code for a protein of 464 amino acids. The record is from RefSeq and is a predicted model, not a curated record. Lineage: Eukaryota; Viridiplantae; Streptophyta; Magnoliopsida; Santalales; Ximeniaceae.